Messenger RNA from Nicrophorus vespilloides, 608 nucleotides. RefSeq lists its product as uncharacterized. The annotation marks the transcript as partial. The transcript has 3 exons. NCBI's taxonomy places the organism in Eukaryota, Metazoa, Arthropoda, Insecta, Coleoptera, Silphidae. The record is from RefSeq and is a predicted model, not a curated record.
GUAAUUACAAUAAUGAAGCGGAAUGUCAAGUAAAUGAGGAGAAAAAAACGAACGUUUUGCAGCUCGAUAAUCAAGAGGAUGUCCUGAAAGCCGCCAAAUCUCUGUUUUCCAAAAGAACAAGGACUUUGUACCAUUGGAUGUACCCAAACACGCCCAAAUUCCAUCUGAAAUCGGCGGUGGCUUUGGCGUGGGACAUGAUGGGUCCUCAGGAAAAGCAAUUUUACAUCUCACAAGUUUUAGGGAAGUUUGGGUAUUUGCAGAACAGUUUGAUGGUGAAUCCGCAACUGGGCGGAUUGACUCUACCAUUUCUUCCGAUUCCUCCGCAAACCGAAGUACCCGAUUUGGGUAAUGUGGAAACGAGAAAUGCCGUUUCGAAUUUGCUCCAGGAAAACCCGAACACCUGGCCGCAGUCGUCUCAAACCGCUCAAACGUUGAAACGCAGAGGAAGACCCAGGGGAAGUAACAAACGCUCCAGCAAGACGAAACCUUUCCGGAACAGGAAACAGUACCUCCGUGCAAACGAAGGAAUGGACGAUUUCACGGAUGACCCGGAACUGAGGAAAGAGUUGGAGCAGUUCCAGUGGGCUCUGCAUAUGGUCGACAAGUAG